CUUUCCUCUGUGCGCAGGGUCCACAAGCAGCUGCAGGUGGUAAAGGUCACAAAGGAGAUCCAGGAAACCGAGGCUCGCAGGGGCCACCUGGUUCUACUGGACCUCCAGGUCGAAAAGGAGAACUGGGAGUCCGAGGUCGACAGGGCCAAAGUGGAAGUCCGGGACUUGAGGGAAUAACUGGAGACAAUGGUCGAACAGGGAGCACUGGUCAAUCUGGGAAUUCUGGAAAACAAGGUGUGAGAGGAAUAGAUGGACCCCGUGGAAUAAUGGGGAUAGAUGGCAAGCAUGGAUUUGGUUCCCCUGGACCAAAAGGCAGAAAGGGAGGACAAGGAAGCUCUGGAUAUCUUGGUUCGCAGGGGGCCGAUGGAGAACCUGGUAUUCCUGGGAUAGAAGGUCGCAAAGGAAUCAGAGGCCGCAGGGGUACAGCUGGCUGGGAUGGUGAGGCUGGAGAUCCAGGUUCGAUUGGGCCUCCUGGAGAAAUGGGCCUCAAAGGACAACCUGGCCACAGAUCACAAACGUCAUGUGAGCUUGUAAAUUACAUAAGAGACAACUGCGCCUGUAGUUCACAAAGAAGUGGAGCGUGUCCAGCCUACCCAACGGAGCUGGCCUUUGCUCUGGACUCGUCUGCAGAUGUCACUCCUGUUCUAUUUGAAAGGAUGAAAAAAAUUGUAAUUAGUUUCGUGCAGGAUAUUGACAUCGCUGAAAACAACUGCCCCACGGGUGCCCGCGUGGCUGUCCUGACUUACAAUAGCGAAGCCAAGCCUUUCAUUCGAUUCCCUCGCUUUAAGAAAAAAAAGGCACUCCUGCAAGAAAUAAAAGGUCUAGCUCAUGAUCGAUCAAGAAGCAUCCGCAACAUCGGCAACAGUAUGCAGUUUGUUGCCAGAAAUACAUUUAAACGGGUUCGUAAUGGUGCCCUCGUGAAGAAAAUAGCUGUGUUUCUCACCAAUGGAGGAUCGCAGGACUCUGAUGCUAUGACAAUGGCGCACACACAGUUCACGGCUUCAGGUAUCAUUCCCGUCAUCAUCUCCUUAAAAAGCAUCCCUGAGGUGAAAAAAGUUUUUAAGGAUGCAGUGGUCGUGUUGCCAAGACAACUGCAAAGGUCCCAAGAACUUUUGAGGCAGGUCCUUUCAUGCACUUUGUGUUAUGAUCCGUGUAAUCCAGAUAGCAAGUGUGCAGGAACUGGCCCUCCCCCUGCCUUUCCCGUAAACCUGGAUAUUGCGUUCAUUCUUGAUGAUGUAGAUGAGAUGGAAACUGCACAUUCCGAAAAUGUUCAGCAUUUCCUAAGUUCCAUGCUUAACGAGUUUGUGAUUUCCGAAGAGCCAAAAGCUUCCAGUCUUCAUCCUAGAGUGGCUAUUGUACAACAUGCCGCCAGUUAUGGGAAAGAACCGUUUAACUUGGAGUUUGGGAUUUUGGAUUACAACGCAAAAACACUGAAAAAGCGACACAUCCAAGAGUCAUCAUUUGAUCGACCAGAGGUCACCUCCAGCCUUGACCGCUCUGUUGAAUGGAGCCUGAAACAUUUCUUCUCAAAUGAUACAAAGCAGACGACACACAGGGUUAUUUUUAUAAUACUUUCAGCCGACACAAAUAUUGAUGAGAAGAGAUUGCUGGAAAUAUCACAAGAUAUCAAAUGUAAAGGAUUUGCUGUCUUUGCAUUGGUCCUCGGAGAGCGAUCCAACGUUGCAGCCCUGAAGGAGUGCGUCAGUUCUCCUCAGGAUCAACAUUUAGUCCAACUGCACAGAGCUCGUGAGAUGGAAAUGGAAUAUGCACAAAGGUUUGCAGUAGCCUUCCUGAAAAACCUGGAAGCUGGAAUUAACAACUAUCCGCCUCAAGCCCUGAAGAAGGAAUGCAACGAAAAAUAUUCUCAGCACACGGAAGACAAGGAAACAUUUCUCAAUGAACCAGUGAAUACUGUGGAAGAUGUUGAAGAACAGAAAGAUGAAAUCAAUGCCUAUGCUCCAGCUGCGUGCGGAUUGAGUGAAGAUCCAGGGAAUUGCAGCAACCAUUCCUUAAAAUGGUACUUUGACAAAACACUAAGGAGCUGCAGAAGGUUCUGGUACGGUGGCUGUAAAGGAAAUGAGAACAGAUUUGACACAAGGGCAGAAUGCAUAGCCCUGUGUCUAACGUCUUCCUAAAUACUGCAGUGGUAUGAUUAUGGAUAAACACUCAUUGAUCACAGGCAUGAAAUUCCAGUGUACAUGUCAUUUUCUAUUUACAUAUACAAUACCUUAUUCAUAUUGGCGCUCAGGGUUUUAAGUACGUACCACUCUGUGUUGAAUAAUAAUUAAUAGACAGGAUAUCCCCAUUUACACUCGUAAAGGAGGAAAGCCUACAAUGGAUAUGGACAUCUUACUUCUGUGUUUUAUUUGCAAAAGUAAAAGAGCAGGUGGAUGGCAGAAAGAUUGUCCAGAAAUAAUUGAGCAAAUAGUUUACACAACUUUUUAAAGUCUAAAAAUUUGCAAUCAAAUAAGACCAAAUGAAGGGACCUAAUUCUUCCUCUCCCGACCUUCCAGGAAGACUCCCAAUUCUUCUGGGAGGCUCCACACUCUAGAGCAGGAAGUCAGAAACAGCAGCAAUGUUGUUAAUAUCAGGAGCACCAUGCUGAGCAUGAGCUAGAAUCCUGAAAACGUUAAAUUAUCCGUAUGUUUGUGUUUCCGUGUGUAUGUGUGUCCAUGUGCGGGUGUCUGCUUUCUUCAGACUGAAACGUCACCCAUUCCUUCGCUCCAUAGAUGCUGCCUCACCCGCUGAGUAUCUCCAGCAUUUUUGUCUACCUACCAGGUUGAAUCGCUUUUGAUAAAUGCUUAAUUUAUCUGUUUUAAUGCAAGUGGUGCAAGCAUUUCAGAAAAAAUAUCAUUUAUUUUAUAUAUCAGAUUAUGUUAAAGGUAUGGUGCUAUUUCAUGUAGAAAAUAUCUUGGUGAACUGGUUGUACAUUUACCAGAAUUCAAUUUGAUAGGAAUAUUGAAAAUAUUUGCAAAGGACAUUUUAUAAGUGAAAUCCUUACUUGGGGGUAAUUAAUAGGGUGUUAGGGAUUCUAAUUCAACCUCACAAGAUUUUCUUGUAAUGUAUUGUGGUCAGUUUCACCUUUUCAACUACUCGUGUUUCUCACAAUAAUACAUGUUUGUAACAUCUGCAAAGAUCAAUGAACCAUGUGUAUGCCAAUUAUUCACUUGCCGAUCAAUUCCAGACACUAUUUUAAAAAUGUUUUCUAAUUGCAGCAAUUUUUAAAAUCUGUUAUAACUGAAAAAAUAUAUAUAUAUUUCCUAUAUAUCCCAGGUGAGGUUGUUACAAGGGAAAUAUUAUUGUUCUUUGCUCAGGAUAGGGAAUGUGAUUGUUUGCAUGUUUCCUUGUUUGUCUUUCCAAAGGCCCUGCUAAAUGUGGUACUUCUGUGACAACAGAAAAACCCGAUAGCUUCAAUUGAAUGCCAAUAUAAUGAGGAGAGAACGGCAGUUAAAUAAUAUAACAUGUACUAAUGUUUUGAUUAAAAACUACAUGAUGGAAUUAA
Leucoraja erinaceus (little skate) is the source of this 3502-nucleotide messenger RNA. Its product is annotated as collagen alpha-4(VI) chain-like. The transcript has 17 exons. The record is from RefSeq and is a predicted model, not a curated record. Gene Ontology annotation, biological process: extracellular matrix organization. NCBI's taxonomy places the organism in Eukaryota, Metazoa, Chordata, Chondrichthyes, Rajiformes, Rajidae. Bases 267 to 2135 code for a protein of 622 amino acids. Gene Ontology annotation, molecular function: serine-type endopeptidase inhibitor activity; extracellular matrix structural constituent conferring tensile strength.